Messenger RNA from Chironomus riparius, 333 nucleotides. The record is from the annotation of a GenBank genome assembly. NCBI's taxonomy places the organism in Eukaryota, Metazoa, Arthropoda, Insecta, Diptera, Chironomidae.
AUGAAUUUUUAUUUAUUCCUAACAAUUUUUUUCGCUUCAAUAUUGUUUUGUUGCUGUCCACCACCUCCACCAGUCAUUAAAAACACAAGAGCUGAAGGAUGUUUUGAUGGUAGAUGUGGCUCACAUUGUUCAUACGAUGGUGCUAAGCUAUUUCCAUCAGACAAUCUCAAUCAAAUCGGAAAGUGCCGAAUGUUAAGCUGCAAUAAGAAAUUCGAAGUCACAGUCAAGGGUUGCUUCCUAAAUAUUAGUGGAAGACACACAGUUGCUGAUGCAGAUAUCAAUAGGCCGUACCCAGAGUGUUGCGGCAGAAUCAUACAGACAAUGAAGUGGUAG